Molecule: messenger RNA, 384 nt
Organism: Penicillium verhagenii
Lineage: Eukaryota; Fungi; Ascomycota; Eurotiomycetes; Eurotiales; Aspergillaceae
Product: RNA polymerase II mediator complex head subunit MED22
Exons: 3
Coding region: 1-384 (127 amino acids)
Biological process (GO): regulation of transcription by RNA polymerase II
Cellular component (GO): mediator complex
Molecular function (GO): transcription coregulator activity
Source: RefSeq, a predicted model, not a curated record
AUGGAAAGAGCAUGCGGAUCGAAUGCUGAGAACAACCCACUGACUCGCGCACCUUCGACAGAUCGUAUCAACACAGAUAUCUCUCAGUUGCUACAGCGGUUCGAGAAUAUCAUGGCUACAGCCACGGUGGACAAUCCUAGCUAUACAUCCACCGCCGUGGAAACAUAUCAACUCGAUGUGGAGUCAACAGCCCUGAUCCGCGCUGCUGAGGAUAUUCUCGCUCUGACCCGAACUAUGAAGGAGACAUGGUUGUUUGGCAAGCUCGACACGCUCGGCGAGGAUGCUCGGGAUGUGCAACGCCGCGAAAAGCUUGAAAAUGAUGUCCUUGCGGUGCAGAAGGCUGUGGAGGGGGGCGGACUAUCGAAGUUGUCUCCCGGGGAAUAA